UCUGCUUCUUCAGAUUGGGCUGCCGCCUGCCCGUAUUUUCCAGGAAAAUUUUUCCUCGAUAGAAAUUGGAGAGACUCCCACUGUAGUAAAGUGAAGAUGGCGAGAGUUGCAAUUCGUUACCCUCGCAACGGUAAUACCUUUAUCUCAUUUUUGGCUUUUCCUCGUUGCAAUGCUGAGUUUUCGCAUUCUGCUUCAGUAAUUACACCCAGAGAUUAUUCUUCAUCUCCUAGCAAUACAUCCAUUUCGAUAAAGGGUAAACUUAGGGUUUCUAACAGGUUUGAGAAUGUCAAGUGUUUCGAUGAUGCUGUGAGUGUGUUCCGUCAAAUGGUUAGAGAGCAGCCUCUUCCUUCUCCUGUCAGCUUCUCGAAAUUGCUGAAAAUAAUGGUAAAUAUGAAACAUUACUCUGAUGUUGUUUCUCUCUUUGGAGAAAUGCAGAAAUUAGGUAUUCCAACUAAUGAAUUCAUCUUGAGUAUAGUGAUUAACAGUUAUUGCCUCAUGCACCGUGCUGAUUUAGGAUUUUCUGUAUUAGCCAUUUUCUUCAAAACUGGCAUUCCAUUUAAUGUUGUUACCUUUAACACCCUAAUAGGGGGACUCUUUGCUGAAAAUAAGGUUAAAGAUGCUGUUCACUUGUUCAAAAAACUAACGAGAGAGAAUAUUUGUGAGCCUAACGAAGUCAUGUAUGCAACUGUCAUGAAUGGGCUUAGCAAAAGGGGCCAUACCGGAAAAAUUUUUAGUUUGCUCCGAUUAAUGGAACAAGGGAGCACUAAGCCUGACACAUGCAUCUAUAACAUUGUUAUAGAUGCCCUUUGCAAAGAUAGAAUGCUAGAUGAUGCUAUCAACCUUUUAAACGAGAUGAAACAGAAAGGCGUUCCACCAGACAUUAUCACAUAUAGUUCAUUGAUUGAUGGUUUGUGUAAGUUUGGUCAGUGGGAAUAUGUUAGGACUAUGUUUGAUGAGAUGGUUAAUCUUAAUAUUUAUCCAACUGUGUACACCUUCAGCAUAGUGAUCAAUGGGCUAUGCAAGGAAGGAAAAGCUGAAGACGCCGAGGAAAUAAUGAGACACAUGAUCAGAAAAGGUGUGGAGCCUACUGUGGUCACCUACAAUGCAAUAGUAGAUGGAUACCGUUUGCGUGGUCAAAUGGAUAGAGCGAGGAGAAUUUUUGAUUCCAUGAUAGACAAGAGCAUUGAGCCUAACAUUAUUAGUUAUAACACACUAAUAAAUGGAUACUGCAAGAAAAAGAAGUUGGACGAGGCCAUGCAAUUGUUUCUUGAAAUUUCUCGAAAGGGGUUUAAACCUGAUAUUUUUACCUACAAUAUUAUCUUACAAGGUCUGUUGGGAGUUGGAAGAAGCGACACCGCACAAAAAUUCUUUGCAGAUAUGCUAUCGGCAGGGCAGAGACCUGAUUUUUGUACUCAUAGCAUCUUGCUUGUUGGUUAUUUUAAGAACGGACUUGUUGAAGAAGCUAUGUCACUCUUUCAUAAGUUGGAAAGAGAGGGAGAAGAUAAUGACAUUGAACUUUACAAUAUUGUCAUUGAUGGAUUGUGCAAAAAUGGAAAGUUGGACAAAGCUUAUGCCAUUUUUGAAAAGCUUUCUUUAAUAGGGUUACAUCCUAACGUGAUAGUAUACACUACAAUGAUUAAUGGGUUUUGUCUAGAAGGAUUGCUAGAUGAAGCUAAAGAUAUGCUAAGAAAAAUGGAGGACGAUGGAUGUUUGCCAGACAAUGUAACUUACAAUGUUAUUAUGCAAGGGUUUCUGAGAAGUAACAGAAUUGGUGAAACGAGGGCUUUCUUAAAGGAAAUGACUGGGAAGACUUUCCCAUUUGAUACAACUACAACAGAGUUACUGAUAGACGUUAUAGCGAAGGAUCCUUCUUUGCUUGACAUGAUACCAGAGUUUCACCCGGAAAAGAAGAAAUGAAGAUGUUUUCCUAAUCUCAUCCAAUGCAUUUGGGGAAACAGGAACAACGAAAUUUGAACAUUGCUUUUGCUUUAUAGGCAAACUUAUUGAGGAGAUUUCCAGAUUUUGAAAAAAUGGCUCGUAUGAAACAGACAGCCCGUAAAAUCGACCGGUGGAAAGGCUCCAAGGAUACAACUUGCUGUAAAGGCUGCAAGGAAAUCAGCCCCUACCACGGGAGGAGUGAGAAGCCACAUCGUGACAGCCCUGGAACUUUUGCUCUCCGAAAAUAUCACAAGAGUACUUAGCUUCUCAUUCGGAAGUUGCCUUUCCAGAGGCUUGUCCGUGAGAUUGCUCAGGAUUUUAAGACAGAUCUGAUAUUCAGCUUGCAAGACGAAUUCGCGGAGAACGAGCUUAGGCUUAUCACGAUGUUGAUUAAUGAUCAAUCUCUUCUUGGUUGCCCGUCUCUGACUUAUGGGCCACUUUGUCAUCUAUGCUGGGGAGAACCUGAGGCAGAGAUUAUGAUCCCCAAAUCAUUCUUGAGCCAGCAUUUAUUUCAGGAUUUGCUCAGUCAACCCGAGGAAGAAUAUGGCUUCGAUCAUCCAAUUGGGUGGUGUGACACCUCCAGAGUAUGUCUUCGUUGAUCUUAUUUCUUGCUUGAUUUAUUGAGGAUACUGCGCAGCAGAAAUGAGGAUGUUGAGAUGGAUCUAUGGUCAUACCAGGAAAGACAAGAUAAGGAAUUAAGUUAUCAGGGACAAGGUGGGAGUAGCAUCUGUGGAAGCCAAGUUACGGGAAUCGAGGCUGCGAUGGUUUGGGCAUGUGAAGAGAGAGAUAUAGAUGCCCCCGUCAGGAGGUGUGAGAGGUUGACCAUGACAGGCUUGAGGAACGGCAGGGGUAGGCCUAAGAAGUAUUGGGGAGAGGUGAUUAGGCAGGACUUGUCGGUGCUUCACCUAACCGAGGACAUGACUAGCGAUAGGAAGGUGUGGAGGUCGAGGAUUAAGGUGGUGGGUUGACAGGUAGUUACGAGUUUUCAUAGGUUCACCAGUAGUACUAGAAAUAUUCUUGAUGUGGGUUGAAAGUUACUUCCUUCUAGUUUGUUAUUGUAUCUGGUACUUUGCAACCACGUCCUUUGUUUUUGUAAAUAUUCUUGUUGCUCUCGGAUUGUUACUGUUUGAUGCUA
Molecule: messenger RNA, 3073 nt
Organism: Nicotiana attenuata
Lineage: Eukaryota; Viridiplantae; Streptophyta; Magnoliopsida; Solanales; Solanaceae
Product: pentatricopeptide repeat-containing protein At1g63330-like
Exons: 3
Coding region: 97-1917 (606 amino acids)
Molecular function (GO): protein binding
Source: RefSeq, a predicted model, not a curated record